AUGGCAGCACUAAACCUCCAUCUCCAAUCACUCCUUCAUGAGGAAAUAAGUAUGGUCGAAGAGAAAACGGUUCAAAUCCUUAACAAUUUCCUCCAGCGGGCUAGUGCAGUGCCCGCCCAAGUUGCUGCGUGGAAAAUGUACAAGCUCACCCCAGAAUGCCUGGAGAAAGGACAAAGUGAGAAACUAGACCUCGAGACUUUCCUCUGGCAGGUGUGGGAUAUUUUUAUCCAAGUUGCUUGGCGGAUUCCUUAUAACCAUCCCUUUCAAGACCAUAUGGCAAACCUGGUCGAAUCUCUAGCCUCAUUGCCCCCGCUCACCGUAAACAUUUGGCAGACUAGCACAUGUCUCUGGACUGAUUUGCCCCUUCUAGGCCCUAGCAUGAGGGAGGCGUGGAUUUCUCCGACAUAUGAGGGCAGAAUACCAACUAUUGAGGAAGCGCAGUCGUGGAUUAACCUCAAUUCAUUCGCGGCCCGACUCCUUAAACUUAAUAUGACUUUGUGGACUGUGUUUGCUGUGUGGGAACUUCGUGAAGCGCUUGAGGAGCCUUGUGAGGGGUCCAGGCUCGAUUGCAAUGUUCGGGUAGCUGCACAAUGGAUCACACAUGGUGCUAGCUCCCUCUACAGAAAAGCUGACAAGCGGAUACAGGAUAAUAGGGUCAUUGCAAAUGGGUCUCUAUAUAAGGGUGAUAAUACGCUAUGUUUUGAACGGUGGAAAUUUUGUAAGGAUUGUUUCGGCAUAAUUGGUGGUUCAGCUGAGGGAAUAACAAAGCAGAUGGCAUUGGAAGCUAAAGCGAAGAUGGAGUUGGCUGAGCAGGCCAGUAAUGCUUAG
Molecule: messenger RNA, 828 nt
Organism: Aspergillus alliaceus
Lineage: Eukaryota; Fungi; Ascomycota; Eurotiomycetes; Eurotiales; Aspergillaceae
Product: DUF3632 domain-containing protein
Exons: 3
Coding region: 1-828 (275 amino acids)
Source: RefSeq, a predicted model, not a curated record